Molecule: messenger RNA, 1137 nt
Organism: Plasmopara halstedii
Lineage: Eukaryota; Oomycota; Peronosporomycetes; Peronosporales; Peronosporaceae
Product: Predicted membrane protein
Exons: 9
Coding region: 1-1137 (378 amino acids)
Biological process (GO): endoplasmic reticulum to Golgi vesicle-mediated transport
Cellular component (GO): Golgi membrane; endoplasmic reticulum-Golgi intermediate compartment; COPII-coated ER to Golgi transport vesicle
Source: RefSeq, a predicted model, not a curated record
AUGGCUCAACCUGGAUCAUUUUAUAACCCUAAUGACCAUCAGCGACCAACGCAGCACUACGCAGCGCCAGCAGCACCGCAAUUUCCGGCGCAAUCAGGUAUGGGCCAACAGCGCAUGCCGCAGCGCGGACCCGCGCAUCAAUUUUAUCAGAAGCCGACUGCUACGACGACACCUGGAACAGACGGAUAUCUUAAUCCACAAGCACCACCGUCCUAUCCCCAAGAUUUUCAUCAAUCAGGGAUGAACGCGGUACCUCUGGCCCAGCCGCAAUAUCAACAAACACCCGCGAAUUUUCAACCCCAUCACCAGAAUAACUUUGGUGACUAUGUGUCAAAUGUGCCGCUGCAAACCCCACCGAAUAGUAAUCCACGAGCGCACAUGCACCACCGUCAGCAGCCAGACUUUAUCGAUCAAUUCUCUAGCAAUCCGAUGGCAGGGUUGGCUAUGAACAGUGCGCAAGAUUUCUUGCAAAAGCAAUCAGAAAUGUAUCUCCCUGGUGCAUACGGUGUUUGGGGGAAUUUGAAGUACUAUUUCACUGUAAAUAAUUCUUACGUCAAGAGCCGCCUCAAGAUGUUACUGCUUCCAUUCCGUCACAAAACCUGGCGUCGCUUUGGCAACGGCGAACAAGACGAUUCCAAGCCCAUGCAAUAUGCUCCUCCUACUCGUGAUAGUAAUGCCCCUGAUCUUUACAUACCGCUGAUGGGCUUUCUCACCUACAUUUUGAUAGUGGGAUACUCUAAAGGCACUUCGAACCAAUUUAGCCCAGAUGUGAUUACUAAAGAUGCCAGUUACUGCCUUGUGAUGCAGUUGAUCGAAAUUGGUGUGCUGGCCGCAUGCCUCUAUGUGCUAAAUAGCUCAAUCUCGUUUCUCGACUUGGUCUCCUUUUCUGGCUACAAAUAUAUUCCGUUAGUGAUCAAUGCCGUUGUUUAUCAGCUACUCGGCUCAAUCGCCUAUUACGUGUCACUCCUAUACACUGGUGUUGCAGUGUCAUAUUUCACUCUGAAUUGCAUGAAGGGAAGCGUAGCGGAACCAACUCCUGAAAAUCGCCUCUUCCGAAAUUAUCUACUUUUUGGUGCAUCAUGCCUUCAACUCAUUCUCGUGUGCUGGAUUUCGUACACUACAGCUCCUGGAGAAUAA